AUGGCCAAAAUCGCAUCCGACAUCCGACGCACCUUUCCCCGUACCGACGAGGUCGUCGUCUCCUACAUUGCCGGCCUGGUCGACGAUGAAGAAGAGGAAGUGGAAGACAUUGUCGACAUGACCAAGGGCAUGCUCUCCGGUGGUCCCUCUAGCGAGGACACCACCAAGAACCUCGACGACUUCAUGAGCCGGCUCCUCGAGUACCUCGACUCCCAGUCGACCAAACGUGUGCGCAAGUCUACCACCGCCACCAAGCUCGACAAGACCAUCCACAUGCGCUCCCAGGCCAUGUCGGCUACUAUCGCCAUGUCGGGCAAGGUCGACCUCGAGUCCAACACCAAGGGUCAGGCGUCUAGGGUCGACUUGGGCAAGCUCGCAAAGGCCGAGGCCAAGCUUCAGGCCAAGAUCCAAAAGAGGGCCAAGAAGGACAACCUGUACCAGGGCUCGAAGCUUAUCGAGAUGCAGAACAAGCAGGAGAGCUACGAGGAGAUGUUUAUGAAGGUCAACCCUCUCGACGUGAGCGGCGCGGCCAAGGGCAAGUCGAAGGAUAUCAACUUGCCGAGCAUCGAUGUGUCCUUUGGAAGCAAUAGGAUUUUGUCUGGUGCUCAGCUUACUAUGGCUCAUGGUCGACGAUAUGGUCUUAUCGGUCGUAACGGUAUUGGAAAGUCUACCCUUCUGCGCCACCUCGCCCUCCGAGAAGUCCCCAUCCCCACCCACAUCUCCGUUCUCUAUGUCGAACAAGAAAUUGCCGGUGACUCUACCAGCGCCCUUGAAUCCGUCCUGCAAGCCGACGUCUGGCGUCACAAGUACGUCACCGAAGAGCGCGAGCUCAACGUUAAGGUCGAGGCGCUCGAAAAGGAGGGACUCCAAGGCGGUUUGCUGGGCGAGGACAAGGUCAGGAUUGAGACGGAGAAGGAGGAGGCGUUGACGAGGCUCGGAGAGGUACAAAAGACGUUGGUGGAUAUGGAUGCCGAGACGGGACCGGCGAGGGCCGGUCAAUUGUUGAACGGUCUGGGUUUCUCGGACGAGGAUCAAAAGAAGAUGACUUCGGCAUUCUCGGGAGGUUGGAGAAUGAGAUUGGCUCUCGCCCGAGCCUUGUUUGUCAAGCCCGAUCUUUUGAUGUUGGACGAACCUUCCAAUAUGUUGGAUCUGAACGCCAUCGCCUGGCUGGAAGAGUACCUCCAAACCUGGCCUUCCACCAUCCUCGUCGUCUCCCACGACAGAGCUUUCCUCGACCACGUCGCCACCGAUAUCGUGCACCAGCACAACCAACGUCUCGAUUACUAUAAAGGAAACUUUUCGCAAUUCUACGCGACCAAGACGGACAGGGCGAAGAACCAGAAGAAGGAGUACGAGACGCAGUUGACGUACAGGCAGCACUUGCAGGCGUACAUCGACCGAUGGAGGUACAAUGCCAACCGAGCUGCCCAGGCUCAGUCCAAGAUCAAGAUCCUGGAAAAACUUCCCGAGCUCGAACCGCCCGAGGAAGACGAUUCCGAGACCUUCAAAUUCCCCGACCCCGAAAAGAUCUCUCCUCCCCUGCUCCAGCUCGACGAAGCCACCUUUGGCUACACGCCCGCCAAGCUCAUCCUCCAAAACGUCAACAUCGAUGUCCAGCUCGACUCGCGUAUUGCUGUUAUCGGUCCUAACGGUGCUGGUAAAUCUACCAUGAUCAAGCUCCUUACGGGCGACCUCCAGCCCAUCACUGGUCGUGCGACGCACAACUCGCGUUGCCGGAUCGCCUACUUUACGCAGCACUUUGUCAACCAGCUUGAUAUGACUGUCAGCGCCGUGGCGUUCUUGCAGGCUAAGUUCCCGGGCAAGACGGAGCAGGAGUAUAGGAGUCAUUUGGGAUCGUUCGGUAUCACGGGGUUGACGGGGAUGCAAAAGAUCGACACACUUUCUGGUGGUCAGAAGGCGAGAGUGGCGUUUGCGGUCUUGUCGAUGACCAAGCCUCACAUCUUGCUUUUGGAUGAGCCUUCUAACCACUUGGAUAUCGAAGGUAUCGACGCCCUCAUCGAAGCUAUCAAGGUGUUCAAGGGUGGUGUUAUCAGUAUCUCGCACGACGAGCGAUUCAUUACCAACACUUCGAACCAGCUCUGGGUGUGUGCGGAUGGAAAGGUCACCAAGUUCUUGGGUGAUGUCGAGUCGUACAAGAAGAUUGUUACGGAGGAGUUGCAGGCCAAGCUCAGGCCUUAG
Messenger RNA from Cryptococcus wingfieldii CBS 7118, 2199 nucleotides. RefSeq names its product ATP-binding cassette, subfamily F, member 3. The record is from RefSeq and is a predicted model, not a curated record. The transcript is spliced from 6 exons. Gene Ontology annotation, molecular function: ATP binding; ATP hydrolysis activity. The coding region runs from base 1 to 2199 and encodes 732 amino acids. Lineage: Eukaryota; Fungi; Basidiomycota; Tremellomycetes; Tremellales; Cryptococcaceae.